Molecule: messenger RNA, 618 nt
Organism: Anisakis simplex (herring worm)
Lineage: Eukaryota; Metazoa; Nematoda; Chromadorea; Rhabditida; Anisakidae
Source: the annotation of a GenBank genome assembly
AUGGAGCGCUUUUGUUCAGCAAACGUGGUGGCUGUAUUGGGUGAAAAGUUUGGCAUGGGUGACGCUGCCUCGGCAACCAGAGAGGAGAAGAAGUUGGCCCAAAGAUUAGCCGAUAUUAUUAUCCGGCACGCGGAGGGUGAUGAGUUGGAGGUGGAGGAGGAUGAGGAGGUUUGUAGUGAGAGUGAAGGUGAAGAGGAAUCGGCGGUGGACCUAGACGAUGGUUUCCUUGUUACUCCAGACAAGGUAUCCUUCAGUAAUGGAAAAUUGAUUUGCGCCUCGGAUGUUCGUCGCGCUGUUGAUUAUUACCGUUCAACGAGUGAUGGGCACAGACCAUGUUCAUCUAUGCAAAGCAAGUUCAGGUUCAUCACCAACAAAAAUGACCUGAAACGUUUACGCGAAUUUGAAAAGGACCAAGUAUCUGUAACGGAUCGUCGGAACCAGAUCAGAGCACUGUCGCUGAAACUGAAAGAAAUGGUUAUAGACAAAAUGGGAAGAGGGGCCAUAUUACAUGAUAAUGAUUUGCGGGCUUUCGCCCAUUUGUUGAACAAAGAAUACAAAAUACCGAAUUUCGAGGCUUCUGCAGGAUGGCUUAAGAAAUUCAAGCACAUCAAUCGUUUC